Molecule: messenger RNA, 861 nt
Organism: Lactuca virosa
Lineage: Eukaryota; Viridiplantae; Streptophyta; Magnoliopsida; Asterales; Asteraceae
Source: the annotation of a GenBank genome assembly
AUGGAGUCAUCUGGUCAUAAACAUGAUGAUGGUAGGCAAAAUUUGGCAACAGAAAGGUUAAAGGGGAAAGUUGCGGUUGUAACCGGUGGAGCAAGGGGAAUCGGAGGUGCAACAGCAACAAUACUGGCUGAGAAUGGCGCUCAUGUUAUAGUUGCUGAUGUAUUGGACGAUGCUGGUGAAAGUCUUGCCAAGUCUAUUGGGGGUCUUUACAUACACUGUGAUGUCUCUAAAGAAUCCGAUGUCGAAUCUGCUGUUCAACUUGCUCUAUCUUGGAAAGGAAAACUUGAUAUCCUCUUCAACAAUGCUGGAAUUAUUGAUAAUGGAAGGAGCAUCACGAAUCUUGAAAUGGAAAAGGUGGCAACCCUAAUUAACGUUAACAUAAAAGGCGUUAUACAUGGGAUAAAACACGCUGCAAGAGCGAUGAUUUCAGUUGGUAACGGAGGUUCCAUCAUUUGUUCAUCAAGUUCAGCUGCAAUCAUGGGAGGCCUUGCAUCGCACGCAUACACGGUAACCAAAGGAGCCAUUCUUGCAGUAUCAAAGAGCGCAGCCUGCGAGUUAGGAGUUCAUGGGAUUCGCGUCAAUUGUGUCUCACCACACGCCAUCCCAUCAGAGAUGCUCGUGAAUGCAUAUCGAGACCAUUUAGGGAAACCGAAAAUGACCAUGGAAGAAGUUAGCAACAGGAUAGUUGAAUGUGGCAGUUUACUUCAUGGGAGAUGUGGAAGCAUGGACGAUGUUGCACAAGCUGUGUUAUUUCUAGCCAGCGAUGAAGCCGGAUUUAUAACCGGCCAUAAUUUGGUGCUUGAUGGUGGCUAUACUUCGUCUAAAGUUGAAAUGAGCUUCAUUUAUCGGCAUAAAUCAUAA